CCCCCCUUGCUGAGCGGCAGAAAAGGGUGGGGCCGCCUCUCUGCAGCAGAGGCGGCGGAGGCAGAGGCUGCAGCAUCAUCCAAGGCAGCAGCGGAGACGGCGGUGCUCGGUCUGCGCUGGAGGUGAUCGCCUCCAUGCCCUACUAGGUGGCCGGCUGCUACUGGACCGGCGGAAAGGAGAAUCAAGCCCGGUCCGUGGAGCCUGCAGCCACACCGCCCAGCACUUCCUCUGCGCCAUGGCUUAAGCCCGCAGUCACCUCGCUUCGCGUCGCCUCGCUCCACCAGGGUCUGUGCGCCGCCGCAGCAGCAGGGAGGGGCGCGUCCCAGACGCCCUAGCCGGGGACUCCUGGACGCCGUGCAGCUGGCCCUUCGGCGCUCGCAGCAGCUGCGUUCCCGAAGGCGUUUGCAGCCGGUAAUCGAGGCACUUUACAGACUUUAUCUUAGCGAUAGCUCUCCCCGGGUGCUCUCUGGGGGAGGAGGGCGAGGUAGUAGGCUGAUUUGGGGAGAAAACGGUGGGAAUCACAUUGGUGGGUAGGGGCCAGGGGCUGAAGGAAGAUUCUAGAGACUUGCUUUAAAGAUACAAAAAGAAAGAGGGCCAGUUUUGCAUCUAGCAUCAUGGCGUGGCCGUGCAUCACACGGGCCUGCUGCAUCGCCCGUUUCUGGAACCAGUUGGACAAGGCGGACAUAGCGGUGCCGCUGGUUUUCACCAAGUACUCGGAGGCCACGGAGCACCCGGGCGCCCCACCGCAGCCGCCACCGCCACAACAGCAGCAGUCUCAGCCCCCCUCGGCGCGCGCGGUCGCCAUAGAGACGCAGCCGGCCCUGGGCGAGUUGGAUGCAGUUGCCCGGGCAACAGGGCCAGCGCCCGGGCCUAGCGGCGAACGUGGGGCGGCGGCCUCCGCCCGGAGUGGGCCGGGCCCCGGCGCGGGUUCCGGCUCCACCUCCGGGGCAGGCCCCGCGGACUCGGUGAUGCGGCAGGACUACCGCGCCUGGAAAGUGCAGCGGCCUGAGCCUAGCUGCCGGCCGCGCAGCGAGUACCAGCCUUCGGACGCGCCCUUUGAGCGGGAGACCCAAUAUCAGAAGGACUUCCGCGCCUGGCCGCUGCCGCGCCGCGGGGACCACCCGUGGAUCCCCAAGCCGGUGCAGAUCCCCACGUCCUCUCAGGCUACCGCGCCUAUUCUAGGGGCGCCCAAACGCCGGCCGCAGAGCCAGGAGCGUUGGCCGGUGACCACCGCCGCUGAAGCCAUGGAGCAGGACGCCCCAGGAGGAGCCGGUGUCCUGGCGGCCGGAAAGGCUUCCGGUGCGGACGAGAGAGACACCCGCAGGAAGGCCGGGCCCGCCUGGAUGGUGCGUCGCUCCGAGGGGCACGAGCAGACGCCCCCGUCCGAGGCUCUAGCGCAGGCACAGGCCCAGGCCCAGGCCGGAGCGGCUGGAAAGGCGCCUGGUGCAGAUGAGCGUGACACACGCAGGAGGGCCGGGCCCGCCUGGAUGGUGCAUCGCUCCGAGGGGCACGAACAGACGCCCCCGUCCGAGGCUCUAACGCAGGCACAGGCCCAGGCCCAGGCCGGAGCGGCUGGAAAGGCGUCUGGUGCAGAUGAGCGCGACACUCGCAGGAAGGCGGGGCCCGCCUGGAUGGUGCAUCGCUCCGAGGGGCACGAGCAGACGCCCCCGUCCGAGGCUCUAGCGCAGGCACAGGCCCAGGCCCAGGCCGGAGCGGCUGGAAAGGCGUCUGGUGCAGAUGAGCGCGACACUCGCAGGAAGGCGGGGCCCGCCUGGAUGGUGCAUCGCUCCGAGGGGCACGAGCAGACGCCCCCGUCCGAGGCUCUAGCGCAGGCACAGGCCCAGGCCCAGGCCGGAGCGGCUGGAAAGGCGUCUGGUGCAGAUGAGCGCGACACUCGCAGGAAGGCGGGGCCCGCCUGGACCGUGCGUCGCACCGAAGGGCAAGAUCAGAUGUCUGUGCCGGCUGCUCAGGUCCAGGCCGAAGAAGGUGGCCCGGCGGCUGGAAAAGCGUCUGGUGGAGAUGAGCGUGACACACGCAGGAGGGCCGGGCCCGCCUGGAUGGUGCAUCGCUCCGAGGGGCACGAGCAGACGCCCCCGUCCGAGGCUCUAACGCAGGCACAGGCCCAGGCCCAGGCCGGAGCGGCUGGAAAGGCGUCUGGUGCAGAUGAGCGCGACACUCGCAGGAAGGCGGGGCCCGCCUGGAUGGUCCAUCGUUCCGAGGGGCACGAGCAGACGCCCCCGUCCGAGGCUCUAGCGCAGGCACAGGCCCAGGCCCAGGCCGGAGCGGCUGGAAAGGCGUCUGGUGCAGAUGAGCGCGACACUCGCAGGAAGGCGGGGCCCGCCUGGAUGGUGCAUCGCUCCGAGGGGCACGAGCAGACGCCCCCGUCCGAGGCUCUAGCGCAGGCACAGGCCCAGGCCCAGGCCGGAGCGGCUGGAAAGGCGUCUGGUGCAGAUGAGCGCGACACUCGCAGGAAGGCGGGGCCCGCCUGGACCGUGCGUCGCACCGAAGGGCAAGAUCAGAUGUCUGUGCCGGCUGCUCAGGUCCAGGCCGAAGAAGGUGGCCCGGCGGCUGGAAAAGCGUCUGGUGGAGAUGAGCGUGACACACGCAGGAGGGCCGGGCCCGCCUGGAUGGUGCGUCGCUCCGAGGGAUACGAGCAGACGCCGCUGCCAGCUGCCCAGGCCACUGGCCCAGAGGGUGGCAAGGGGCGCGCAGCUGCAGAUGCCCUCAACCGGCAAAUCCGCGAGGAGGUGACCAGUACAGUGAGCAGCUCCUACAGGAAUGAAUUCAGAGCAUGGACAGACAUCAAGCCUGUGAAACCAAUAAAAGCCAAGCCUCAGUACAAGCCCCCAGAUGACAAGAUGGCUCAUGAGACCAGCUACAGCGCCCAGUUCAAGGGGGAGGCCAAUAAGCCAACAGCAGCUGACAAUAAGGUCAUGGAUCGCAGAAGAAUACGCAGCCUCUAUAGCGAACCUUUCAAGGAACCCCCAAAGGUGGAGAAACCUAGUGUUCAGAGUUCCAAACCAAAAAAGACCUCAGCGAGCCAUAAGCCCCCGAGGAAGGCCAAAGACAAGCAGGUGGCGUCGGGCCAGGCUGCCAAGAAAAAGAGCACGGAGAGUCCCAGUGCCACCAAGCCCGACGACAAGGAACAAAGCAAAGAGAUGAACAAUAAACUGGCUGAGGCUAAAGAGAGCCCAGUCCAACCUGCCGGAGAGACACAUAAGAAUCAAGGUCCUGUAGCCACAGAGGCAGACAAGGAUCAAGGUCCUGUGGUCCCAGGGCUUCUGAAAGGUCAAGGCCCUGUGGUCCAAGAGCCUCCAAAGGAUCAAGGUCCCAUGGUCCCAGGACCUCCAAAGGAUCAAGGUCCUAUAGUCCCAGGGCUGCUGAAAGGUCAAGGCCCUGUGGUCCAAGAGCCUCUGAAGGAUAAAGGUCCUGUGGUCCCAGAACCUCCAAAGGAUCAAGGUCCUGUAGUCCCAGGACCUCCAAAGGAUAAAGGUCCUGUGGUACCAGGAUCCCUGAAAGAUCAAAGUCCUGUGGUCCCAGAACCUCCCAAGGAUCUAGGUUCCAUGGUCCCAGAACCAGCCAAGGACCAAGGUCCCUUGAUCCCAGAGCCUGUGAAGAACCAAAGUCCUAUGGUUCCAGCUAAAGUUUUAGAUCAAGGUUCCAUGGUACCAGCAUUUCUGAAGGAUCAAAGUCCUGUGGUUCCAGCACCUGCUAAGGAUCCAGGUCCCUUGGUCCCGGAGCAUCAGAAGGAUCAAAGUGCCAUGGUCACAGCACCUAUAAAGAGUGAAGGUCAUAUGGUCUCUGGGCCUGGAAAGAGUCAAAGUUUAGCAGCCCCAGAGCCAGUCAAGGGUCAAGAUGUAGUGGUCACUGAGCAUCUGAAGGGUCGUGAUUCUGUGGUUAUGUCACCUGUAAAGGAUCAAGGCCCUGUGUUCCAUGAGUUUAUGAAGCACCAAGACCCUAUUAUCCCAGCACUAGCCAAGGAUCAAGGUCCUAUGGUCUCCGAGCCUCCAAAGAAUCAAGUCCCCAUGGUCACUGAGCCUAUGAAGAAGCAAAUUCCUAUAACCCAGAUGCCUCUGAAGGAUCAAGAUCCUCUGGUGCCAGCACCAGCAAAGGACCCAGGUCCUACGGUUCCUGAGCCUCUGAAGACUCAAGGCCCCAGGGGCCCUCAGCUGCCCACUAUCUCACCUCCACCCCCUGUCAUGAUCCCAACUGUCCCUCAUGCAGAAUAUAUUGAAGGGUCCCCUUGAUGCCCCACCCCUUGAUGUACCAUCAAAGGAGCUGGCCGUGGAAGGGCUCCUCCCCUCCCGGGGCAGCGAAGACACAGUUAAUCUGCAUGAAACGUGCUGUAUAGUCUUGCUGAAAUCUAAUAAAACUGGUCCUUCUGGUUCA
Marmota monax (woodchuck) is the source of this 4389-nucleotide messenger RNA. It is a transcript of the gene Map6, whose product is annotated as microtubule associated protein 6. Lineage: Eukaryota; Metazoa; Chordata; Mammalia; Rodentia; Sciuridae. The transcript is spliced from 4 exons. Gene Ontology annotation, biological process: cytoskeleton-dependent intracellular transport; regulation of microtubule cytoskeleton organization; dendrite morphogenesis. Gene Ontology annotation, molecular function: microtubule binding; calmodulin binding. Gene Ontology annotation, cellular component: dendrite; Golgi-associated vesicle; axon. Bases 615 to 4247 code for a protein of 1210 amino acids. The record is from RefSeq and is a predicted model, not a curated record.